AUGCAGGCGGGCUCCCUGCGCGUCGAGCCAGGUCCCAUUCAACGCCAUAAUCACAGUCGCAGUAUCAACGACACCCACGCAACAAGCGCACCGCGUCGUUCUAGCUAUGCAAAACCAGAAACAGCAGCAGCAACAGCAGCUGCGAACUUGAGCGGUACCUCCGCAGCACUCAAGGCUGCACAGCUUUCUAGUGCUCAGUAUGCACAAGUCCCCAUCAAGAGUAUAGCGACGCCUUCGCCUGUCAAACCUAUGCGGAAUCCAUAUAUGGCCGCUGCGAGUAAAGCAUGGUCCAACUCGGCUGCCAAGUUAUCUGAUGCUGCGCCCAUAAGCCGAGCAGGCAGUACGGCGACCAUGGCGCAUGAUACCAAAGUGAGUUCUGUGACUGGAUCGAGUCAGUUGAGGAGUAAGAGUCCCGCGCUUAUACCGAGUCAGCGUGCGUCGCUGGAAGUGACAUCUGCAGAAGAGCUAGCACCACCGAUCAUCCCUGCCAACACUGCGCCGUCACCUUCACAAGCUGUCUUUCUACAUCCUGGUCAGCUAGGCGUACCGCUUCGUGGCCGCAUCUCUCGGUCACAAUCUUCUGAUCGUCAAUCAAGAGCGCGCUCACGGUCUGCGUAUGACGCGCAACGGUCUACCUCCUACACAGUCGCAGAACAAAGUGUCUCAGGUCCACUUGCAGCAGCACGUAUUUCCUUCGCUCAAGAUCGGACAUUACAUGAAUUGAUGGCGAACGAUACCUCUGAUGCGAGCCACAUGUCACCACCACCGCUCUUCAGACCGUCUUCUUCAAGUCGUAGUCGCAGUCGUCAUGCGAGUGGACAACAACAACACCCACAACAAGCGCCGUAUGCGCAUUACACGCACAGUAAAUCGACAGGGAGUUUGGUAGAUCGACACGGUCAAUCUACUUCUCCUAGCCUCACUGUCAAUAAUGCCGGUAACACACGCUUGAGUGUCGAUGGUGGCCGUGCGGCACUCAUGGCAGCAUCCCUGAGCUUUGCGCAUCAUGAACAGGAAAAUCCACGCGCUGCAACACCUAAAGUUGAACCGUACAACUAUGUCACCCAUUCUCAACGCAUCACCCUACGUAAAGAACCGUCGCAGUCAGCGAAACAUUGGGCAAAGUUUUUGAAGCAUGGACGGGUACAGCCGAUUCCACCACAGGAUAGGAAACGGUAUGAGGGACUCUGGGCAGCGAACAAAGGACUGUUGCUUGAAGAUGUUCCACGAUUCAGUGAAGAGGUGGUGAAUGUCGUUGUUCGUGAUAUUUGGUCACGCAGUCGAUUACAGGAUGACAUACUCGCACAAGUCUGGCAAUUGGUGGAUCGUGAUGCCAAGGGUCGAUUGUCGAGAGAUGAAUUUGUCGUUGGGACAUGGCUGAUUGAUCAUCGCUUGAGGGGUAGAAAACUACCGCAUCGACAGGAAUUGACGGAUGAUAUCUUUGCGCCGGGUCCAAUGACGCGAUUGGGUAUCAAAGUUCCCAAGAAGCUGAAGCAUGAUACAGCCAAGUAUCUUGAUCCUUCCAUCAGUCGAAAGUCUGAACGCAAGGCGCAAAAGGAGGCUGCGAAAAGACUCAAGAAGGAGAAAAGAAUAGGUCUUGUUCGGCAAAUCGCUUGA
This is a messenger RNA of Protomyces lactucae-debilis, 1617 nucleotides long. RefSeq lists its product as uncharacterized. The record is from RefSeq and is a predicted model, not a curated record. NCBI's taxonomy places the organism in Eukaryota, Fungi, Ascomycota, Taphrinomycetes, Taphrinales, Protomycetaceae. The transcript has a single exon. Gene Ontology annotation, molecular function: protein binding; calcium ion binding. Bases 1 to 1617 code for a protein of 538 amino acids.